AUCAGCCUGUAGUGUGGUUUUCCACUUUAAUUUUGAGUGUGACUCCAAAUCCAGACCUCCAUGGAUUGAUAAAUUGGAUUUCCAUUGAUUAUUUUUGUGUGAUUUUGUUGUCAGCACAUUCAACUAUGUAAAGAAAAAAGUAUUUAAUAAUAUUAUUUCUUUCAUUCAGAUCUAGGAUGUGUUGUUUAAGUGUUCCCUUUAUUUUUUUGAGCAGUAUAUAUCAGUAUUGCAGCUACUGUAUGUGAAUGAAUCGUGAUGAAUUGUAAAUGUGUGGGCUGUUUGUUUUGUAUCGAGCAUACAUUAGUCAUCGUAGUGGGUCCAGUCCAAACAACAGGGAAGCAGAAUGAUGACUGAGUAGCCACUACUUACAGUUGGAAGAGAACAGGACGGCUGUCAGUAUACCCAGUAGCCACUACUUACAGUUGGAAGAGAACAGGACGGCUGUCAGUAUGCCCAGUAGCCACUACUUACAGUUGGAAGAGAACAGGACGGCUGUCAGUAUACCCAGUAGCCACUACUUACAGUUGGAAGAGAACAGGACGGCUGUCAGUAUGCCCAGUAGCCACUACUUACAGCUGGAAGAGAACAGGACGGCUGUCAGUAUGCCCAGUAGCCACUACUUACAGUUGGAAGAGAACAGGACGGCUGUCAGUAUACCCAGUAGCCACUACUUACAGUUGGAAGAGAACAGGACGGCUGUCAGUAUACCCAGUAGCCACUACUUACAGUUGGAAGAGAACAGGACGGCUGUCAGUAUACCCAGUAGCCACUACUUACAGUUGGAAGAGAACAGGACGGCUGUCAGUAUGCCCAGUAGCCACUACUUACAGCUGGAAGAGAACAGGACGGCUGUCAGUAUGCCCAGUAGCCACUACUCACAGUUGGAAGAGAACAGGACGGCUGUCAGUAUGCCCAGUAGCCACUACUCACAGUUGGAAGAGAACAGGACGGCUGUCAGUAUUCCCAGUAGCCACUACUUACAGUUGGAAGAGAACAGGACGGCUGUCAGUAUUCCCAGUAGCCACUACUUACAGUUGGAAGAGAACAGGACGGCUGUCAGUAUGCCCAGUAGCCACUACAUACAGUUGGAAGAGAACAGGACGACUGUCAGUAUGCCCAGUAGCCACUACUUACAGUUGGAAGAGAACAGGACGGCUGUCAGUAUACCCAGUAGCCACUACUUACAGUUGGAAGAGAACAGGACGGCUGUCAGUAUUCCCAGUAGCCACUACUUACAGUUGGAAGAGAACAGGACGGCUGUCAGUAUACCCAGUAGCCACUACUUACAGUUGGAAGAGAACAGGACGGCUGUCAGUAUUCCCAGUAGCCACUACUCACAGUUGGAAGAGAACAGGACGGCUGUCAGUAUGCCCAGUAGCCACUACUUACAGUUGGAAGAGAACAGGACGGCUGUCAGUAUACCCAGUAGCCACUACUUACAGUUGGAAGAGAACAGGACGGCUGUCAGUAUUCCCAGUAGCCACUACUCACAGUUGGAAGAGAACAGGACGGCUGUCAGUAUUCCCAGUAGCCACUACUUACAGUUGGAAGAGAACAGGACGGCUGUCAGUAUACCCAGUAGCCACUACUCACAGUUGGAAGAGAACAGGACGGCUGUCAGAGUACCCAGUAGCCACUGGCAUGCAGGGUUCUUCUUGUCCUUCUUUAUGUGUCUCAGGAAGUAUAGCAUACCUAGGGAGAUGGUGUUUAAUGGGCUCAUUUAUCAUCCAUGGCUUUCCAGCCAUUGAUGUAGUGACAGAGACCAAAUUGAUUGAUUGAUACACUGCUACCUGUAGCUUUUGAUAAGGAUCAUGCCUGAGGCCAGCCAACCUACAGAGCAUGCUCAGUACGAGCAGGAAAUGACAUAGCACUUAUAAGUUAUGUCUCAAAGGGCCCCCCUAUUCCUUAUAUAGUUAAGCAAUAAGGCCCGAGGAGGUGUGGUAUAUGGCCAAUAUACCACGGCUAAGGGCUGUUCUUAAGCACGACACAACGCGGAGUGCCUGGGUACAGCCCUUAGCCGUGCUAUAUUGGCCAUAUGUCACAAACCCCUGAGGAGCCUUAUUGCUAUUAUAAACUGGUUACAGUCGUAAUUAGGGCAGUAAAACUAAAUGUUUUGUCAUACCUGUGGUAUACGGUCUGAUAUACCAUGGCUUUCAGCCAAUCAAAAUUCAGGGCUCAAACCAUCUAGUUUAUAAUUCUAUAUACUGCACUACAGUACAUAGGGAAUACGGUGCCAUUUGAGAUGCAUAAUAUUACUAAGAGAAGGAAGAACUGUAAUGCCAAUGGGAAGUAACGCAGCUAAAACCACACUGCAACACCAACACCAAUGUGUGCUGAGUCUGACACAACAUACUUGUAUUGCUGUGGCUCUGCUGUUCAAUACAACGGAACACAGCUGUGUAUCUGCCGUUCAAUACAACGGAACACAGCUGUGGAUCUGCAGUUCAAUACAACGGAACACAGCUGUGGGUCUGCCGUUCAAUACAACGGAACACAGCUGUGGAUCUGCCGUUCAAUACAACGGAACACAGCUGUGGAUCUGCCGUUCAAUACAAUGGAACACAGCUGUGGAUCUGCCGUUCAAUACAACGGAACACAGCUGUGGAUCUUCCAGCUGUGGAUCUGCCGUUCAAUACAACGGAACACAGCUGUGGAUCUGCCGUUCAAUACAACGGAACACAGCUGUGGAUCUGCCGUUCAAUAUAACGGAACACAGCUGUGUAUCUGCUGUUCAAUACAUCCAGUAAAGGGGUUUAUUGUUUAAGCCCCCCACAGCACUACUGUUGUUGUUGGUACUGUAUGUUGAAUAUCACUGUACCCGCAUGCAGUGUUGUAAAGUACUUAAGUAAAAAUACUUUAAAGUACUACUUAAGUUGUUUUUUGGGGUAUCUGUACUUUACUUUACUAUUUAUAUUUUCGACUACUUUUACUCCACUAAAUUCCUGAAGAAAAUAAUGUACUUUUUACUCCAUACAUUUUCCCUGACACCCAAAAGUACUCAUUACAUUUUGAAUGCUUAGCAGGACAGGAAAAUGUUCUAAUUCAUGCACUUAUCAAGAAAACAUUCCCAGGUCAUCCCUACUGCCUCUGAUCUGGCAGAUUCACUAAAAACAAAAGCUUAGUUUGAAAAUGAUGUCUGAGUGUCCCUGGCUAUCCGUAAAUUAAAAAAGCAAGAAAAUCGUGCUGUCUGGUUUGCUUAAUAUAAAGGAAUUUGAAAUGAUUUAUACUUUUACUUUUACUUUUGAUACUUAAGUAUAUUUUAGCAAUUACAUUUAUUUUUGAUACUUAAGUACGUUUAAAACGAAAUACUUUUAGACUUUUACUCAAGUGGUAUUUUACUGGGUGACUUUCACUUUUACCUGAGUCAUUUUCUUUUAAGGUAUCUUUACUUUUUACUCAAGUAUGACAAAUGUGUACUUUUUCCACCACUGCCAACAUGCAUAUCUCUUCACAUACUGUACCAUGUUGAAAGGGCUCUGUGUGUGAAUGAUAUUAGAUUUUACAGUAAUGAUUCAAUCCAAUGAAGGUUGUGAUAUAAGGUAAUUUCUACCCAUAUCAAUGUAUCUUACUGUAUAACUACAGGGUAUACACUGCUUGCAGUAAAUGUGCAUUUUAAAACUGUUAUCAUUCUUUUGGAGUUCCAGUGGAACACAGGCCUAACCUGUACCAACGGGUCAGAGGUCUACCCUGUACCAACGGGUCAGAGGUCUACCCUGUACCAACGGGUCAGAGGUCUACCCUGUACCAACGGGCCAGAGGUCUACCCUGUACCAACGGGCCAGAGGUCUACCCUGUACCAACGGGUCAGAGGUCUACCCUGUACCAACGGGUCAGAGGUCUACCCUGUCACAAUGGGUUCUACACCUGUUGGGUCUGGCUAAUUUCCUCCCAGUUUGUCUAUUUCCAUUGAUUGAAUCAGAAAACCCACAGUCAUGGAUGGUGGUGGUGCGUCACUGAAAUCUCACAUACAGUCUGGUAGAAUGUAAAUGAUUAUAUGAUACUUUAUUAUAUUGGAGUGCAGUGUGUGGGCGUAUUGAGCAGGUUAUGGUUGCCUCCUUCCCGGUUUAAUAGACCCUUACCUAAGAGGAGAAGUGUUCAUAUGGCCUGUUGAAUGUAGCCAGGACAUCAUGUAGACUGGGUUAUGAGUCCCAAAUGGCACCCUAUUCCCUUAAUAGUGCACUACUUUUUUUUUACCAGAGGCCUUAUGGGGUCUGGUCAAAACAAGUGCACUGUAUAAGGAAUAGGGUACCGUUUGGGACUCGGAAACUGUCUGUCUGUCAAUCCUGUUUCACUGUCUGGCCACAAACAUCCACAUCCCCUCUAUCGUCACCGUCACAGCAUUCACAAAGCAGCUUUUGAACCAUCAUUAUUGACGUGUGCUUCCAUAUUUAAUCAGAACUGAUUGUAUUGUUUCUAUAGCUCUGUCAAACUGCACCCAUUAAAGCAUUUUUCUAUUUGGUUUUCUUCAUGUUAUUUUUUUUGUUGCAUUGUAUUUAAAUAAACAUGAUUGCUGUGAACAGUACACCAUACAGCUGUAACCUGUUUAAACACCAUCUUAAAUGUUCAGUAGUUAAAUCAAUGUCUCUAUUUGAGUGUUGGAGUGAAGCAUAAACAGUUGGUGUACACUAAACACAUUGUCAAUUGAUAUUAAAUAAACGUGGAACUUAUGAAACACGA
Salmo salar (Atlantic salmon) is the source of this 4677-nucleotide messenger RNA. The record is from RefSeq and is a predicted model, not a curated record. Lineage: Eukaryota; Metazoa; Chordata; Actinopteri; Salmoniformes; Salmonidae.